AUGGCUGCAUGUGACGCAAACUAUAAGUUUACAGUGAUAGAUGUAGGACAAUUCGGUAGUAUUAGUGACGGUGGAGUUUGGGCACACUCGGACAUAGGUCAGCUUCUUCAUAGUGGUUUGCUUGAUGUGCCUCCAAAGAAAGAAUUGCCUUGUACAUCAAUAGCAACAGAAUAUGUAUUUGCAGGCGAUGAAGCUUUCCCCCUUAAAAAAUAUUUGCUGCGUCCAUAUCCUCGUUCUCAAUUAACCGAUAAGGAACGAAUAUUCAACUAUCGACUGUCACGAGCACGUCAGGUAAUUGAAAAUGCUUUUGGCAUUUUAGUGUCAAGAUGGCGAAUCCUUACAAAACCUUUGUGCUGUUCUCCAGAAAAUGCUGAUCAUUUAGUCAAAGCAUUAAUCUGUCUCCACAACUUUAUUAUGACAACAGAAAGAGAAAUUGCUCCAGUUUACAGGAGAUACUGUCCAUCUCUGUUAAUACACAGAGAAAUAGCCGAUGGUGUGGUGUUGGGAGGAGCUUGGCGAGAACAUGGACAACAAGGUGAUCUGGUAGAAACUAUUGGAUGA
Messenger RNA from Trachymyrmex cornetzi, 561 nucleotides. RefSeq lists its product as uncharacterized. Lineage: Eukaryota; Metazoa; Arthropoda; Insecta; Hymenoptera; Formicidae. The record is from RefSeq and is a predicted model, not a curated record. The transcript has a single exon. The coding region runs from base 1 to 561 and encodes 186 amino acids.